Molecule: messenger RNA, 693 nt
Organism: Drosophila busckii
Lineage: Eukaryota; Metazoa; Arthropoda; Insecta; Diptera; Drosophilidae
Gene: E(spl)m8-HLH
Product: enhancer of split m8 protein
Exons: 1
Coding region: 74-628 (184 amino acids)
Biological process (GO): regulation of transcription by RNA polymerase II; regulation of neurogenesis; anterior/posterior pattern specification
Cellular component (GO): nucleus
Molecular function (GO): DNA-binding transcription factor activity, RNA polymerase II-specific; protein dimerization activity; RNA polymerase II cis-regulatory region sequence-specific DNA binding
Source: RefSeq, a predicted model, not a curated record
ACAAGGCUAGACGGCAGUACAGCCCUACAAGAAUUUUUUAUAUACUACUAUACAACUUGAAAACUACGUAAACAUGGAAUACACCAGCAAGACACAAAUCUACCAGAAGGUGAAGAAGCCGCUAUUGGAACGUCAGCGACGUGCUCGCAUCAACAAGUGCCUCGACACCUUGAAGACACUUGUCGCCGAGCUGCGAGGUGAUGAUGGCAUAUUGCGCCUGGACAAGGCUGAGAUGCUUGAAUCAGCUGUGGUAUUUAUGCGCCAGCAGAAGAUCAACAAAGAAAACACAGAGCAACAACAGCAAGAAUCAGCAGUCAUGCCUUUGGAGAGCUUCCGCAAUGGUUAUAUGAAUGCGGUGAAUGAAGUGUCACGUGUCAUGGCCUCCACACCUGGCAUGAGCGUUGACCUGGGCAAAUCGGUGAUGACACAUCUGGGCCGCGUCUACAAAAACCUGCAACAGUUCCAUGAAGCACAAACAAUGUCGCCGGCUGAGUCAUGCGCUGACUUGAGCAUCCACUGCAAAUCGGCGCCGCUCAGCCCUGCCUCGUCUGGUUAUCACAGUGAUUGCGACAGUCCUGCACCAUCACCAAUGCCGAUGGAGGAGGAGAAACUGUGGCGCCCCUGGUAAACAUCAGCGGCAACAGCAAUCAGCAAGAGAAGACAAACAAUACAACGAAACUGUGAUAACCAACU